AUGAGCGUGGUCGGCUUCGACGUCGGCAACGACACCCUGGUGGCGGCGGCGGCGCGGCAGCGGGGCAUCGACGUGCUCCUCAACGCCGAGUCCAAGCGCGAGUCCCCCGCCGCCGUCGCCUUCUCCCACAACGCGCGCCUCAUCGGCUGCCACGCCGCGUCCGCCUCCUCCGCGCACGCCCCCUUCUCCAGCGUCAAGCGCCUCCUCCUCGGCGCCACGGGGAGGGACCCGGACUCCUCCCUCCUCCGCGACCUGCCCCGCCUCCCCUUCCCCGUCUCCCCCGCCGCCGCCGGUGGCGGUGGCGGCGCCGUCGUCCACGCCGACCACGUCGGCCGCCGCAUCGCGCUCUCCCCGACUCACCUUCUCUCCAUGCUGCUCGCCUACCUCAAGCAGCUCGCGGAGGCCGACCUCGGCGGCGGCCCCGUCGCCGACUGCGUGAUCUCCGUGCCCUGCUACUUCACUCAAGCGCAGCGCCGCGCCUACCUCGACGCCGCCGCCGUCGCGGGGCUCAGGCCGCUCCGCCUCAUGCACGACCUCGCCGCCACCGCGCUUGGCUACGGCCUCUACCGCUCCGACCUCGGCGGCGCCGGGGGCCCCACCUGCGUCGCGUUCGUCGACGUCGGCCAGUGCGACACGCAGGUCGCGGUCGUCUCCUUCGAUGCGUCGGGGAUGAAGGUGCUGUCUCACGGCUUCGAUGCGGACCUCGGGGGCAGGGACUUCGAUGAGGUGCUGUUCGUGCAUUUCGCCGAGGAGUUCAGGGACAGGUACAGGAUUGAUGUCGUGGGGAAUGUGAAGGCCAGUAUGAGGUUGAGGGCAGCGUGUGAGAAGGCGAAGAAGGUUCUGAGCGCGAAUGCGGAGGCCGUGGUGAACAUUGAGUGCCUGAUGGAGGAGAAGGAUGUGAGGGGGGUGAUCCGAAGGGAGGACUUUGAGAAGCUAUGUGCCAGACUGCUGGAGAGGGUUGUUGAGCCUUGCAAGAGGGCGGUGGCAGAUUCAGGGAUUGGACUGGAGAGGCUGCAUUCUGUGGAACUCGUUGGAUCAGGUUCUCGGGUACCUGCCAUUGCCAAGGUGCUUGCGGGAUUCUUCAGAAGGGAACCUAGUCGCACGCUCAAUGCUAGUGAGUGUGUGGCUCGGGGGUGCGCAUUGCAAUGUGCAAUGCUUAGUCCUACAUUCCGUGUUCGGGAAUACGAGGUGCAGGAUGCAAUCUCUGCUUCCAUAGGAUUUUACACUAGUGAUGGCCCAGUUUCAACAUUGUCAAGUGAUGUAUUGUUCCGGAGAGGCCUGCCCUUUCCCAGUGUUAAGAUCAUUACUCUACAGAAGAACGACAGUUUUAGCUUUGAUGCAUAUUAUGCGGAUGCAAAUGAAUUGCCUCCUGGUACCUCAACAGACAUCGGUACUUUUCAGAUUAGCCCAUUCCAAGCACAUACGGAAGCUUCUAAAGUCAAAGUAAAAAUUCGUUUGAAUUUACAUGGUUUGAUUUCAGUCGAAUCUGCUUCUUUGAUAGAUGAUUAUCAAAGGAAUGCCAAUUCUUCUGACAAUAUGGAGGUGGAUACCAGCGGUGAUGACACGGGUCACAAGUCAAGAAGUGAAAGUUCUAUCCAGCGGCAGGAGUUGCCAAUCACUGAGUACAUCUAUGGUGCAAUGAGCAAGCAGGAAUUACUGGAAGCUCAAGAGCAAGAGCAGCUAUUGGUUUAUCAGGAUAAACUUAUGGAACGGACAAAGGACAGGAAGAAUGCAUUAGAAUCUUAUGUAUAUGACACCCGUAACAAGCUCUCUGAGAGGUACCGGAGCUUUGCUACUGAUUCAGAAAGGGAACAAAUCUCAGUUAAUCUACAACAGACUGAAGACUGGCUUUACGAAGAAGGUGAUGAUGAGACAGAAGCGGUUUACAGUAGCAAACUUGAGGAGCUGAAAAAGCUUGUAGAUCCAAUUGAAAAUCGUUGUAAAGAUGACGAAGUGAGAGCUGAAGCCACAAGGGAGCUUUUGAAGUGCAUUGUUGACCACAGAAUGGCUGCCAAGUCAUUAUCCACACCUGAAAGAGAUGCUGUUGACAAUGAGUGCAAUAAAGCUGAGCAGUGGCUAAGGGAGGGGUCCCAACUUCAAGAAUCCUUGCCUAAGAAUGUGGACCCAGUACUUUGGUCCUGUGAAAUCAAGAGAAAGGAAGAAGAGCUGGAUAUGUUCUGUCGAAACAUAGCAAGGUAUAAGGGCUCUCCAGCAAGGACAGAUGGCAGCAGGGGUUCAGAUCACAUGCCAACACCGGAUAGAGAUUAG
Messenger RNA from Miscanthus lutarioriparius, 2268 nucleotides. The record is from the annotation of a GenBank genome assembly. Lineage: Eukaryota; Viridiplantae; Streptophyta; Magnoliopsida; Poales; Poaceae.